ACCGGCUGUAUUGUGUCAGAUUUUGGAUAAAUUCUUAAGACUUGUCGGAGAAGACUGAAGAAGAAUCAAUCGUCAAAGAUUCAUCAAUGGUGAUUCCUCCGAGUUCUAGGUUAAACAAUCGGAUUGAGGUAGACAGCAAGGAGUUUCACGCUUACUGCUUCUCUCUCGCUAAUCGAAUCGAUGAUGCUAUUGGGAAGGAUGAAGUUCCUGCAGACGCUCAAGACCUGGCUAUAACCCUCGAUCACGUGUGUCAACAUAGAUGUAAUGCUCAAACGAGGGCAGUGAUAAUGACGCUGAUGAUCUCAGUCAAGACUGCUUGUCGGCUUGGAUGGUUCCCGCAGAGAGAGUCUCAACACCUUUUGGGUCUCGUGGACUCGAUGUUGGAGGGUUUCACUAGUUCUGAAGACGUUGCCUCUAGUGUCGAUAGUCCCAUCAGUCUAAUUCCACAGGUCAUGGAGAGGUUCUAUCCGUUUUUGAAGCUGGGGCAUAUUCUUGUUUCUUCUGAGGCCACGGCGGAAUCAAACAUAUUGAUGAAGGACUUCCACAUUUCAGAGAAGAUGCUGCAACAUUCUCCCCAAGCGAAAGUAGGAUUAUUUGUUUUCCGGACAGAGGACAUAAGCAAAUCUAGUUGUCUCAUACAUCCACAGGAAGUCAGCUUUUUAUUGAAUGGAAAGGGCGUUGAAAAGAGAUAUAUUGCCUUAAUGGAUUCUGGGCCGCAGUGUCCAACGGAUGUUACUUCCCUGCUCAACCUUGGGGCAAAUCUUCUGCAAACCGUUGGCUGCUUUGGAGGUUUCUUUUCCAGUAGUUACUUUAUUGUUAUUGCCUUACUGGAUGACAUACCACUCCCUGUGAAUCCAUCGCUGACAGAUUAUUCUGAAGUCAUUGUAUCAAAUUCAGAUUGUGACGUAAUCGAGGGACCAUCAAGGAUAUCUCUCAGUUGUCCUAUCAGCCGCACGCGUAUCACGCUACCUGUGAAGGGUCGUGUCUGCAAACAUCUUCAGUGUUUUGAUUUCUGGAACUAUGUGGAAAUAAAUACGAGGAUACCAUCAUGGCGCUGCCCUCAUUGCAAUCAGCCUGUCUGCUAUACUGACAUCCGUUUAGAUCAAAGCAUGAUAAAGAUUCUAGAAAAGGUGGGACGUUAUGCGACCGAUGUGGUUAUCUCCGCUGAUGGAUCAUGGAAGGUUUUAACGGAGGACAAUAAGAAUGUGGAAGCUGUGCCAGAAGCCACUCAGGGAGACCCAAAUAGCUUCCAGAAGUUAACGCCAUCUGUUUUGGAUCUUACCAGCGAUGAGAAUGAAAAGGAAACAUCCGGAGGCACUCAGUUCAACGAACAUAAGCCUUGUCUUUCCGAGAUUCACAACACACACACGCCUGUGAUGGGUUAUCCUAUACUCAACCAGUCUUCUGCUUCAAUCCACUCGCUGCCACAGUUACCACAAACUUUUAAUGUUUUUGAUGGUCAGCAACGGUUCACCAACUUUCCGCAAGUAGUAAACAGACAAGACUCAGCAGCAAGAGAAGCCUCAUAUCCGCAAGAUAGAUUAGCUACUAAUACAACUUGCUUUCACAUACCAAUGCCUACUGCUCAGUCUUCUCAGUUUCAAGGGUCACAUGUUACUCCCCUUGGACAUUCUCUAGGAAGAGCCUCUGGAUAUAACCACAUCUAUGAUAAUGGCAUAACUCAAACUCAGUUAGCACACAUGCCUCCUCCUUUGCAUCACCAAUAUGCAAUGCAGAACCAGAGGCUUCACACAAGGAGGUCCAGGAGCCCGUCCCCUGCGCAGGAAAGACCGAUCCCAUCUGGCAUUACACAUCACCAGAGGUUAUUUGCCAACUAUGGAGGGACCUCUUACCAGAGACUCAUGCAAAGACCUGUUCAAAGAUUGAAUCCUGUUGUCGCAGGGCAACAGUUCCCAUCGCGUGAACUCACGAAUAUGAACAGAAUGCGAGGCAGCCUAACUCCCGGUUCCACGGGGUAUGAACACAUGAUCAUUCAACCUACCAGGCCGGUUCAUGCACCAGCUCAAACACUUUCUCAGCCUCAACCAGCGGCUUACAAUUAUAUCCCGGCGCAGGCGCAGGCGCAAGUUCAAACACUUCCUCCGCUGCAACCAACAUCUUACCAUAGUAUGGCCGAUGAAAUUCAAGCAUUUUUGGCUCAUCCAAGCUAUCCAAACGGCAACACUGGAACGCAGGCUAGGACCGGUUCAUUGCCUGUGGAGGAAGGUGUUGGGCCAACAGGGUUGCUUUGGUCAAUGCCUCCUGAGGCAUGGUGAUGAUCUGAUGGCUUAGAGACUCAGCACAUGGUUGGUAGCAAUAGUAUGAAUCCCACUAACAGGAAAGUAGUAUUAUCAUAUAAGUCCAUUUUUUUGUACUAACCGGUUUAGAUUUCCGGUUUGUAUAUGGGGAUCUAAGGGUAUUCUUGAGAUGUACUCAAUGUGAAAAAAAAAAACAUUAGGGUUCUUUUGAUCCUUCUAAAAGGUUUUAUAUUUGGGGCAUAUAACUUAAAAACAUUUUAAUGA
This is a messenger RNA of Brassica oleracea var. oleracea, 2522 nucleotides long. RefSeq lists its product as uncharacterized. The record is from RefSeq and is a predicted model, not a curated record. Lineage: Eukaryota; Viridiplantae; Streptophyta; Magnoliopsida; Brassicales; Brassicaceae. Bases 87 to 2276 code for a protein of 729 amino acids. The transcript has 17 exons. Gene Ontology annotation, biological process: protein sumoylation. Gene Ontology annotation, molecular function: SUMO ligase activity; zinc ion binding.